UUUUUGGGGAUCCCUGAGGGGACUUUGGGAUAAUUUAGGGAUCCAUGAGGGAAUUUCGAGAUCCCCGGGGAAAUUUGCGAUCCCAGGGGGAUUUUGGGAAGUCCCUGGGUGGAGUUGGGGUACUCCGGGACGCCGUUUUUGGGGAGCCGCGCUGGGGGUUCCCUCACAACGCGCCCUUUGCCGCCCCCACCUUCUCCCACAUCUUCCCUUUUCUUCGGGAUAUCCUUGGAUUCGGGCUUUCCCUGGAAUUCUCCCGUGGUUCCCCCUCAUCCCGGGGGUCCCCCAAUUCCACCUAAUACCCACAGCCCCGCAGAAUCCAUGGAUUCCCUCCUUUUCCUCUGCGCCCGCCGCAUCGUCGCCCACCGCCCUCUUCCCGCCCUUCCCGCCGAUCUCUAUCCCGUCCUUUUCCAAGCGGCAUUCCUGGAUGGGAGACCCCUGGUCCUGCGGGAUUUGGUGGCCGCUUGGCCUUUCCCGGUGCUCAACUUCCAGCGGCUGGUGGGGCGCCGGGAGCUGCUCCGGGAUCAUCCCUGCAAGCUCUGCGUCCAGGCCGUCAUCCUGGCCGUGGUGGCGCAGCUCCGGCGGGAGCUGGAAGAGCCCGACCGCGAUUCCAGCCUGAGGGUGCUGGAUAUGACGGGACUCCCGGAUUCCGCGUCCGGCCGCGCUCCGGACGGGAUGAGCGUCUGGUCCGGAACCGUGGCUUUGGCCAAGGCUUGCGUGGAGGUUUCCAAGCACCAGCGGGAAUUCCAGAGGCGCGGAUCCAAGCGGCACAAAGGCCGCUCCGGAGCCGCCACGGCCGCGGCCGCUCCGCAGCCCCCGGGCGUCGACGUCCACGCCGACCUGUUCGUCAACGGAACGUCCUACGGGAUCCUGCGCGACGCGCUCCAGACCGGAGCCGCCGGCCCGCUGCGCCUCAAGUGUCGCGAAUUCCAAGCGGAGGAACUCUCGGCCUCCGGGAUCGUGACUUUGUUGGAAUCCUUGCAUCCUUCCCACGUGCGGAGGGUGGAUCUGCGCUUCAACAAUUUGGGAUUGACCGGGCUCUCGGUGAUCCUGCCGCACCUCUCGCGCUUCCCGGAGCUGCGCAGCCUCAAGCUCCAGUACAGCAACGUGGACGUGCGGCGCCCGACGCCGGAAUCGGCCAUCGGGAUCCGGUGCCUGGCCGGGCAGCUGGGAAUGCUGCCCAGCCUCCGGGAGCUCAACCUGGGAUCCUCCCGGCUCUCCGGGAACCUGCGCCAGAUCCUCUGCGACCUCCAGGCUCCGUUGGAAAGCUUGGAAUUGGCCUUCUGCUCCCUCGUUCCCGCCGACCUCGCCUUCCUCUCCCAAAGCUUCCACGCUCCCGCCCUCAAAAGGUUGGAUCUGAGCGGCCACGACUUCUCCCAAGGCCUCCUGGAGCCGCUCCGGCUGCUCCUGGAGGAAACCUCGGCCUCGCUGCUGCACCUGGAUCUCAUGGAAUGCCGCAUGGCCGACUCCCACCUGGACGCGCUGCUCCCGACGCUCCGGCGCUGCUCCCGCCUGCGCUUCCUGGGACUCUACGGCAAUUCCCUGUCCACGGCCGCGCUCAAGGAUCUGCUCCAGAAAACCCUGGAGCUGCCCGAUCUCCACCUGGUCGUGUAUCCCUUCCCUGUCGAUUGCUACAAGCCGGAGCCGUCGGAAUCUGAUUGGAAUUUUGAGGAACCCAUGGAUGGGGAGCUUUUGGAGGCGGCCGAGGCGGAGUUUUCCCAAAUGCUGGCGAAUUCCGGGAGAACCGACCUCGUCUGGACUUCCAAUCCCUACGGCCACGGAGCCCUGGACUACUUCUCCCUGUGACUCGGGAAAAGCUCCAUCCCUCUUCCUCCUCCUUUCCAAAAUCCAGUCGUUUUCCGCCUCA
Messenger RNA from Poecile atricapillus (Black-capped chickadee), 1864 nucleotides. It is a transcript of the gene LRRC14, whose product is annotated as leucine rich repeat containing 14. Gene Ontology annotation, cellular component: cytoplasm. Lineage: Eukaryota; Metazoa; Chordata; Aves; Passeriformes; Paridae. The record is from RefSeq and is a predicted model, not a curated record. The coding region runs from base 319 to 1803 and encodes 494 amino acids. The transcript has 3 exons. Gene Ontology annotation, molecular function: protein binding.